AUGGAAGACGGUAUUGUUGAUGAUCAAGAGUGGCAAGAAGAAGUUGUUGUCCUACGCUCCGGUAUUGAAAGAUUAAAUUCUAUGGUUCAAGACUUGGUGGCUGCUCAGAAUCAGCCACUAACCCAAGCUCAAGCUACCGUGAUCUCCGAGAUAGAGACUGCUCAGAUUCCUGCAAUUCCUGUGACGAAUCCUACGACCACUAGACCAUAUGGGAUAGAGAUGGAUUUCCAAUUGGCUGGACAACAAAUUCCUGUUCCAGAGACAACAAUUCCUCAAGCUAUUAUGACUGUUACUCCUGCUGUUGUAAACAUUGUUCCUCUUCACAACAAACAAAUUUUCCAUGGUGCUCCUUCUGAAGGUAUGGAUAGAUUGGAAGAAUUUGAAGACCAAUUUCUGAAAAUGCAAAAAGAGAUCAAGGCCCUUAGAGGAAAAGAUCUAUUUGGAAAAGAAGUAAAUGAUUUAUGCUUGGUUCUGAAUGUCAGAGUUCCGGCCGAGUUCAGACUCCCAGAAUUUGAGAAGUAUAAAGGGAAUUCUUGUCCUCACAACCAUCUGAUUAUGUAUGUAAGAAAAAUGUCCAUGCACACUGAAGAUCAACACCUGCUAAUUCAUUACUUUCAAGAUAGCUUAUCUGGAGCUGUUUUGAAAUUGUACAUGGGUUUGGAUAGUACUCACAUCUGUACUUUCCAUGACUUGGGAGAAGCUUUCAUCAGACAGUACAAAUACAAUAUUGAUAUGGCACCAGACAGAGAUCAACUCCGUGCUAUGUCCCAAAGAGAGAAAGAUUCCUUCAAAGAGUACGCGCAAAGAUGGCGUGAACUAGCUGCUCAAAUCAUUCCUCCCAUGGAAGAGAAAGAAAUGACCAAGCUGUUCCUUAAGACGCUAAGCAUAUUUUAUAAUGAGAAUAUGGUAGCAAGCGCUCCCAAUGACUUUACUGAAAUGGUAAACAUGGGGAUGCGGCUUGAAGAAGGUAUCCGAGAAGGUCGCCUAGUCAAAGAAGCCAGUUCAUCACUAUCUAGUGGUGGCAUCAAAAGAUUUGGUAGUAACUUUGCCAAGAAAAAGGAAGAAACUAUGAGUGCCAUCUCAAGGGGAAGGAAAAGACGGUAUCAACCACAACAAAUUGCUGCUGUGACUCCAGUUGUUAGCCAAGCUCCGCCUCAGAAUGUGCAGAAGCCUCAUCCUCAACAGCCUCGACAACAGGCUCCUCAACAAAAUCAAAAAAGGAAAUAUCCACCUUUUGAUCCUAUUCCGAUGACUUAUACGGAAUUACUGACAUUGUUACUUCAAAAGAAUCUAGUUCAACUAAGGGAUCCUCCUCCUCCUCCUCUUGCUAAUCCACCGUUUUGGUACAAGGCAGAUGCUCACUGUGCUUUUCACAAAAAUUCUCCUGGUUAUACUGUGGAAAAUUGUUACCCUAUCAUGAGUGAACUACAGAAACUGGUCCGAAGCAACAUGCUCACCUUCAGGGAUGUUAAUCCUAAUGUUCAAGUUAAUCCGCUGCCUAACCAUGGGACUGUCAAUGCAAUACAGACUCAAUCUGGUUAUGAGUACCUACAUGAUGUUCGUGAAUCAACUCGAUCUUUGGUAGAAAUGCACAUUGUAUUCUGUGGACUUAACUGUUUUCCUCCUCACAAUUACAAUGCUUGUUCAGUUUGCUCAAACUCAAUUCAGGGAUGUGAAACUGUGACCAAUGAUCUUCAGAAGUUGUUGGAUAGAGGAAUCAUCAGUAUAUCAAGAAGGAAAAGAAGUGAAGAAACUCAUUCUGUUAAUAUGGUGCAUGGAUGCCCUGGGAGGUACCAAGUAUGGGACAUUCUUUUCAUCAGAGAACCAUUGGUCCUAAUGCACAUAAGGCUAUGCCGGUUGGCUUUCUUUUAA
Molecule: messenger RNA, 1872 nt
Organism: Vicia villosa (hairy vetch)
Lineage: Eukaryota; Viridiplantae; Streptophyta; Magnoliopsida; Fabales; Fabaceae
Exons: 1
Coding region: 1-1872 (623 amino acids)
Source: RefSeq, a predicted model, not a curated record